Pelodiscus sinensis (Chinese soft-shelled turtle) is the source of this 6215-nucleotide messenger RNA. Lineage: Eukaryota; Metazoa; Chordata; Testudines; Trionychidae. The record is from RefSeq and is a predicted model, not a curated record.
CACUCUUGCCAGAAUGUUCAGUUGCUUAGGCUAUGUAUAUUUUGUGUGAAGUGAUCACAACAUGGAGAGAUUGCAUGCUCCAGAUUCCAGAACUCCUAUGCAAGCACCAGUUGAAAGUGCAUUUCCCGUUUGUCAGUGUGCUUCAUGUUAAGGGACCUGUUGACGCACUGUUCUUUUGCAGUGCUACUCCAGUGUUUGCACAGCAUGUCACUAAACCCAAGGAAAUUUUCUGACCAUUUCUUUUCAAACUCCUGCUUCUCAGAGUCUGGACCAACUCCAUAAAACAUUUGCAUAGGCUAUUGGAAUAUUUUGUUGUGGUAUAUUUUGUCAUUAUGAGAUGUCGUCUCUCAGUGCUUCAUUUGUGCAAAUUAGAUUUGAUGACUUGCAGUUCUUUGAAAGCUGCGGCGGAGGGAGUUUUGGGAGUGUUUAUCGAGCCCGAUGGAUAUCACAAGACAAGGAGGUGGCUGUAAAGAAGCUGCUCAAAAUAGAGAAGGAGGCAGAAAUACUCAGUGUGCUCAGUCACAAAAACAUCAUUCAGUUCUAUGGAGCCGUUCUUGAACCUCCUAACUAUGGCAUAGUUACAGAAUAUGCUUCUGUUGGCUCAUUGUAUGAUUACAUUAAUAGCAACAAAAGUGAAGAAAUGGAUAUGGAGCAUAUCAUGACCUGGGCAACUGAUAUAGCUAAAGGAAUGCAUUACUUACAUAUGGAGGCUCCAGUCAAAGUAAUUCACAGAGAUCUGAAGUCUAGAAAUGUUGUUAUAGCUGCUGAUGGAGUAUUAAAGAUCUGUGAUUUUGGUGCCUCAAGGUUUCACCACCAUACAACACACAUGUCAUUAGUGGGUACCUUCCCUUGGAUGGCUCCAGAAGUGAUCCAGAGUCUACCAGUGUCUGAAACAUGUGACACAUACUCCUAUGGUGUGGUUCUCUGGGAGAUGCUAACAAGGGAGGUCCCCUUUAAAGGCUUGGAAGGAUUACAAGUAGCUUGGCUUGUAGUGGAAAAAAACGAGAGAUUAACCAUUCCAAGCAGUUGUCCCAGAAGUUUUGCAGAACUGAUGCAUCAGUGCUGGGAAGCUGAUUCAAAGAAAAGGCCAUCUUUCAAGCAGAUCAUUUCAAUUCUGGAAUCCAUGUCCCAUGACAGCAACCUUCCAGAGCAGUGUAACUCAUUCCUGCAUAACAAGGCAGCGUGGAGAUGUGAAAUUGAGGCAACCUUAGAAAGGCUGAAGAAACUGGAGCGUGAUCUAAGCUUUAAAGAGCAGGAGCUAAAGGAACGGGAAAGACGUUUGAGAGUAUGGGAGCAGAAGUUAACAGAACAAUCCAAUACCCCUCUUUUCUUACCUAUUGCUGCAAGAAUGUCUCAGGAGUCUUACUUUGAAACUAAAACAGAGGAGUCAAACAGUGCAGAGAUGUCAUGUCAGAUCACAGCAACAAGUAACGGGGAGGUAGCUGGCAUGAACCAAAGUCUGCAGGCCUUGAUGAUGACGGGCUUUGGGGAUAUCUUCUCUAUGAACCAAGCAGGAUCUGUCCUGCAUUCUGGAAUGCAGAUAAACAUGCAAGCCAAAAAGAAUUCUUCUAAAACCACCUCUAUGAGAAAGGGGAAGAAAAUCAACAUGGCUGUGGGUUUCAGAGAGUUUGACUGGUCAGAUGAAGAUGAUGAUGAUGAUUAUUUUGAUGAUACCGAUGAUUCUAGUGAAUGAAAUUAGAAAUCUAAUUAAAUCUACAAUUGGAUUCUAGCAAAUCAAAGCAAUAAAGUUUCAGAAAAAGCAUCCUGUCAUUUUGGUCUGUUUUAAACCCUGUAAAAGAAACAAAAUGAAAAACACUACUUUUUUUUAGGCCAGUCAUAAUUUGUAUGUUACAAAGAUAUCUUGUUGGUUUUUAGAUUGUGUUGACUUAUUUUUGUUUUGCUGACAUUUGAAACUAAAAUUUCAAAACAAAUCAAGGUUUUUAAAACCCAACAAAUAUAGCUGCAGCUCACAUUUAUGCUGUAACAUUUGGAAAUUUUUGUGGCUGAAUAUCUUUAAGAUGAGAACUUAACAUCUAUUUACUUAAACUGACAUCUGUUACUUUUCUCUUUGGGUUUUUGGGUUGUUUGUAGUUUUCUUUACUGUUUUAUUGUUGAUCAUACAAAUAUAUUUGUGCUUCCCUGAGGACUUUUCCUAUACAAUUCAUUGUUUCUGACUGCUACAGUGAAGUUCUCUUGAUAAAUUUGUGAUGUGAUAUAAAUACAUUUCUAAGAAGGACAAGCAUGGUUGAGAAAAAUAAAGCUUUUGCAGACACACAGUUUAAGAAACAGCAACUGCAUAUAGACAACCACUGGUCAUAGAUAAUUUUUUAUAAAUGUUCUUUUCUCUCUUUCACUUCAGUUUUUGAAAUUCACCCUUAACACAAUCAAUUUUAAAAUAACGCCUCACCACCUAAUAGCAUUGUUAUAAUCUGCAAACUCAUUGGUUUUCUCUUACAUUGGUGUAAAUCUAGGAAAUCUCAUUAAUUUUGAUGGAUUUACUCUGAAUUUAUUCUGGUUUCACUGAGAGCAAAAUUGGUCUAGGUUAUUUACAGCAAUUUUUUAUUUUGCUCUAACUAUUAAACCAUUUAUCACUGUUCUUCCCAUAGAAGGAGCAAGAGAGACAUUUUAAAAGUGUUUGGGCCCCCCUACUGUGGCUUAAGUUAAAUUCUCAGUGAUGACGUGAAGAAUAUUCUCUAGCAUUUAAAUAUCCAUUUUUCUGCUGUGAAAUCAUUUAAAAAUAUUACCACUCUUGUUAUGCUUCAUCUUACAAUUGAGUAUAUAAGUAUCUGCUUCAGUAAUUACUCCACAGACAUUUUAUUUGGAACAGUGAAUGUAUUUUCCUGGUGUCCUCUUUAGCAGUGGUAUAGAAAGAGAGAAGGAAAUAUACAUAUAUAUGUUCACACCUACAGAUGCAGAAUAAAGGCCCAUUGUAAAAUGUUUGCCAAAUGAAAAAGGCCAAAAAAAAGUAUAGAAAAGUGUUACUUUUCUGUUCAAAUGGAUUUAAAGGUAUAAUUAACCUCCUAAGUGUCAUGUGUUGAUGAGGUUUCUCUCAUGAAAAAAGGAGAUUAGUACUGUCUAAAUAUCUCAGGAUGUGGACUCAUUAAAUUAUAGCAGUCUUGAAGUUGGUUCUCCACGAGUUUGGAACAUUAUAGUCUACUAUUUAGAAAUAACAAGAUAAAAAGCUUUUGAGAUAUUUUAAAAUGAGCUUUUCAAGGGUGAUGAGUGCAAUCUUUGAGAGGUGAAAGAUGGGCCCAGUAGCGCUCUGAUAAUCUGCAAAGCACUCAGUGCUUUCAACUACGCUUGAGUUCAACUGGAGCUAAAAGUGCUCAGCGCUUCACAGACUUGGGCCCUUAACUAUAUAAAAGUAUAGAAUUUGAGCUAAGUUCCACCCUCUUGCUAGCAGGUUCAAAUCCAUUGGCUUGAAGUUAACUGUGAUAUCUGGGGCAAUUUUUUCAUGCUAGUAAGUAUUUGUAAUUUCUACACUGAACAGUUGACAAAGAAUAGAAAAAGGGCAACCAAUUAAAUCGAAAUGGCAGCAAACAAGCUACUUCCAAAUGUACAUUUGUAUUGUUUUUUAAGUUUGAACCUGCUAACAGCAAUAGCGGUGAUAUUAUUUUUAUAACCGCUGUACCCCACAUAGGAAAAAUUGAACAAUCUGUAUAAACUAAUUUGUAUGUCUGUUUUAAACUACUGUGCCAUAUUUCUAGUGUAGAAUUGUACAGCUGUAAGUGAAGUCAAAAUUGAACCCAGUAUGUUUAGAAAUGCAAAAAAGAAGUCUCUUCUUAGCACUGAUAUUUUGCACUUUUUAAGUACCUAAUAAUCUGCACGCACUUUAUACAUAUGUGUGUUGGUUUUAAUUAGAUAUGCAAAUCCACGUCUUGAUUUAAAUCUGCACCUAAUAAAAUAUUCCAUCACUAUUAUUAUAUCAUGUGACCUUUUUGUUGAGGAUAGAUAUUCUCAUGCAUCUCCCAUUAAGUGCAGAGGAGUUAUUUGAGCAUAAUAAAUGGAAUAAUUUGACAUCUUGUACAUAGAGUUCAGAGCUGGAAACAGAAUUUAAAUUUAGUUUUCAAUGAAAAACAAGCACAUGCUUAUGAAUUGUCUCAUUUUUAACCAGCUUUAAUAAAGAUAUAUUGAGAAAUAAAGCAAUAACUCUUCAAACACUUGUUUUCAUCUUCACAUUUGAAAGGUCUUAGAACUGUUGUAAAAGAAAGAUCCACUGAGCUCAAGGCUUUCCCAAAACUUUCCUGUUCUAAUUUUUUUUAAGUAUGAUUAUAAUCAGAACAGUAGCUUGUCUUAAAAAAAUGACAUUGUAGAGAUCUUUUUUUAUUCUCCUGCAAUGACUUUUAUGCAAACAUACUGUUUACAAACAAAAAUAAAUCAUGCUUGAUUAUCAAGCUGAUAAUCCAUCCUCACUUUUCAGUAUUUGAAUUUUGAAAGAUUUUGAUUGACAGUUCUAUUGAUAUGGAGGCAGAACAAAAUCAUUUUGAUCUUCUACAGUUGAUUUUGCUCUGCAAGACCAACAGGAUUAAACUUAUUUUUUAAUCUUUCUAGACAUGUUAUCACCAAAGUGUCUACAAUAGUUAGUUAACAGUUUUACAUAGCAUGUCACAUGAUUAAAGCAUUAACCAAAAGUUAACUAAUGAAUCCUCCCAGGAUGCUAUAAGGUAGAUAAGGUAAGCGGUUGUUAUCCUAUUUCACAGCCAAGGAAUCAGAUUUAGAGAAAUUAGAGGCCAAAUCUGGACUUUUAGUUUUUACUCAGUUGUUAUACUUAAACUAACACUGGCUUCUGUGAGGCAUAUUUUCUGAUCUGAGUUAAUUCAGAGUUUGGCCCCUUUAUUUGCCCAAAGCCACAUAGUGAGUUGAGAUUAGAACUCAGAGUUUCCUAACUCCUGAGAGAGCCUGUUCUCUUUCUUUCAGACUUGGAAACAUGCAAGGAAUAGAUAUUGUGAGUAACACUAUUUUAAUGUACUCACUUUUCUGACUGAUAGCACGUAAUGCUUUAGAAUAACAGUUGCUCUGUGAUCUAAUGCUUAGAUCUAUAGACUUAGUUUCAGGGCUUAUAUAGUUUGUGGAGGAUUUGGGACAUGCUUGAUCAGCUAGCCAUAACUGUUAAUUGUAGUACUUGGUCUUAGUCUCCUCUAGAUGCUGGGGAUUACUGAGGCAUGAGAUCUGAAGUAGCUCUUCCACACAUGGUCAUGUUUUUGACUUGUUCAUUUCUCAUUUGGAGUAUUUUGUUAGAUGUUGAUUUCAUUUCCUUGUAGAUCUUAAAACAGUUUAUUGUUCUUAAAUAUUGAUACAUUAAUGAUUUUAUUGCUAUCAGCAGCAGUAAAUCCAGUGCACGCAUAAUAAAGCUAAUAAGUAACUAGCAAAGUUACUGUACAUCUUUAGUAAGCUAUUUCUUGUUUUUAUAAUAAGGCAGCUUUUACAGGAUUUUAAUAAGAUCUCCAACUUGACAGAGGUUUAAUUAUAGGCCAACAGAGAAUCCAUUCUGUUGUUCCAACUUUCAUGUAGCAAUAUAUACUUACAGGAAAUGCAGUAAUUUUUACAGUUAUUAAAAUCUACUCAUAGAUAUCUGGAGAGGAAUGCAUUUUCCCCCUCAGACUUCAAUUUGGUGCACAUUGACACUUUGAAGUCAGUAUAGAGAUUUCUGGGGUGUGAAGAUUUAGUUUCAGGACUGAACCAACAACCUACGUUAAACACCUUACAUUGUGUGCAACAAUAUAUUCUGCUGACUUUUAAAGUCAGGAAUAAUCCACUGCAUUUUCUUGCUUAUGCACUCUUUAAAAAGUUUCGUAUUGAAUAUAGGAAAUGAUUCUAUUUAUACUCCAAGCGUGAGCAGAUUACAUUUGAAUAGAAAAUAUUUUCAGUGUUAGAAAACUUCAUCCCUUCCUACUGAAAUACUAUGCUGAGAAAAACCUAUGCCAAAAUUAUUGUGGUGUAAACUGAUUAGCUAAUUUGUAUGGAACAUGCAAUGUUACACCCUCUUGUGGUAAGACUUUUCAGUAGUCAGUUGUUUUCUUCACUGCACUUAACGUGAUGUCUUGCUUUAUUCACAGUAUAGAUUGGUUUUCCAGUUUUUAAAAAAAGUAAUGUAUUCAAUUUUCUCAGUUGGUGUCAUACACUUUUAUUUUGAUGUGAAGUUUUUUCCUUUGCUUCUCUUUGUUCAAAACUUCUAUUUUGCAAUAAACAUUUUGACAGUAAAUUUUUUUGCCUCU